CUCAGCACGGGCUACAAUGCAGUUCGUAUGCACCACUUUAGGAACUAAGUCCUAGAUAGGCGCCAGGUCAACGGACCGUUCCUGUAGGUACCAUAGAGUAGAGAAGAUAUACUUUUGUUGCACUUCGCGAUUCCUUAUUUCAAAUAAUCCUUGUUAAUGUCAAGAGACUCUGGUCGAAGAGCAAUUGUGAAGGGAGUUUGGGACCGAUGACUCCGGGGUUUUCACCACAUCUACACCCCACUCGAGACGUCAAUAUCAACACCAAACAAGCCACCUUUUCGACCAAUUGUCUCGACAGAAUACGAAACUCUUCUUCUCUUCGAGAUGUAUCUUCAAUAGUAGAAUCUCUGGUCCUAUAGCACGUCGUAUUCAGGCUAUUUUGGGACAGAAUGCGGCUGCAGAUUUGGUCGCCGUUGAGGCGAGCAAGAGUAGUCCGUAGAUGUCGGGUACGGUGGUGGAUGCACUAAGAGAGUUUUCUUUUUAAUUUGAUAGCGGAAAAUCGCAAAUCCCGUAAAUGGGGUUUUUGAUGAGAUGAGAUGAAGGAGAGGGAGAGGGAGAUGAUGAGCAGAUUGAUUUUUACCGUGAGUGGAAUGGUCGGGGCCGAGGGGAGAGGUGAGUUCUGGAUGUUGGUUGUUGAGCUUGUAAGGGCGUGAGGGACGGAGACAUGGAUGUCAAGGCUGAGUGUUGAUGCCCCACCAUUGGGGAUGAGUAUUGGUUUUAUUUUGUUGGUAGGAGAGGAAUUGUGUGAGUCUUCAUACUGGCAAUUUCCUGAAGGGGAAUUAUCUUACUCAUUUUGAAAUACAGUCAUAAUAUUACAGUGGAUGGUUGGUUUUAGCUAGGUAUUCUUCGCCGCCAGAAAGCCCGCUGAUGAAUCACGUGCUGAUAUUCGGAUGCUAGUCGCACCCAGGACUUUUUUGAAAGAAAGUUCGUUUGUACAGCCCAUCCGACGACCACAUCAGGAUCUGUCCGCCGUGGAAACCUAUAAUAACAGCUGCCCGGCUCUCCCAUCAAGCCGAAUCACAUCAAAAACCACCAACCUCGAUAAAUACCGACAAGCGCAGCCUUGGGACCCGCCAAAAUGUCGAAAACGUAAGCCCCUCACCAGGCGCGCCACUUCAAAAUUGGGCAAUGGAAUUCUAACAAAUCUUACAGCGAGAACAAGGACUGGGCCGAUGAUGAGGAUCUCGAUGAUACCGUUGACACGCUCCCCGCGCAAACCACUACAACCAACAAAGAUGGCACCAAGACGAUUGUCUCAUGGCGAUUCAACGAUGAGGGCAAGAAGGUUAAGACGAUCCGCCGGAUACGCUUCACCGUCCACAAAGAAGUCGUGAACCCUCGAGUUGCCGAGCGCAAGAACUGGAGCAAGUUUGGGUUAUCUGCCAAGGAUGGAGCUGGACCUGCUGCGGAUACAACCUCGUAUGUUCCGUUCAUGUAUUCUUUUUAGGAUUGCGGGGUUGAUGGUACUAACUGUGCGCAAAUAGUGUCGGCGAAAACAUCAUAUUCAGACCCAGCACCAACUGGCGAAAGGAUGCUAAGGAGGAGAAGCCUGAACAGGGUAGUAUGAAGGAUCAACUCAAGAACAAGAAGGUCAAGUGUCGUAUCUGUAAUGGGGAGCAUUUCACAGCCAGAUGUCCUUUCAAGGAUACCAUGGCGCCAGUUGGAGAGGACAACCCAGAUGUGGCUGCUGGACCAGCGGACGUUGAUGGACCAGCUGCUGCCGGUGGUCUUGGAACCGGAAAGAGCUCAUAUGUACCUCCACAUAUGCGAAAUGGUGGCGGCGCUGCUGCUGGUGAUAGAAUGGGCGGCGGCAAAUAUGAGAGAGAUGACCUGGCUACGCUUCGUGUUACGAACGUAAGUCUAUCCCCAAGUUUCCUUGCUAUCCAACCUUCUCAAUAUACUAAUAAACCCAGGUUUCCGAAAUGGCAGAAGAACAAGAGUUACGAGAUAUGUUCGAGCGCUUCGGUCGUGUCACACGAGUCUUCCUCGCCAAGGACCGAGAGACGGGAUUGGCCAAGGGGUUUGCAUUCAUCAGUUUCCAAGAGCGCUCCGAUGCUUCGAAGGCUUGCGAUAAGAUGGAUGGUUAUGGAUUUAAACAUCUGAUUUUGCGCGUCGAGUUUGCUAAGAAAGCUGCUUAG
Hymenoscyphus albidus is the source of this 2138-nucleotide messenger RNA. The record is from the annotation of a GenBank genome assembly. Lineage: Eukaryota; Fungi; Ascomycota; Leotiomycetes; Helotiales; Helotiaceae.